Pseudo-nitzschia multistriata is the source of this 2155-nucleotide messenger RNA. The record is from the annotation of a GenBank genome assembly. Lineage: Eukaryota; Bacillariophyta; Bacillariophyceae; Bacillariales; Bacillariaceae.
CCCAAUAGCUUUUUUUUCGGGGAAAGCGUCGUUUCGCAACGUCCCAGUCGUUUGAAUCAUGUGAAUCACGUUCCUCCAUUCAAAAACAGGUGUCUCUGUCGGAGCUACCGUACGACCGUGUUCAGAAAAACUGACAACUGAAAAAUCUCUUCGAAACAAACUGAUAGUCCUGGUAUAUGGAACGACACAACGAAGACAUCGAUCAAGAUCGCACGGAUACUUUUAGACAUCGCUGGUUGAUCACCACCAACGUCGUCCCGCUCUAGCUAAAUUAAACUUUAUUCCUUAAAGUUAGUUGGUGUUACAAUCAAUCGAUGGAUCCCGCUUGUACAACCCGGGGUUUGUGACAGUUUUCCCCCCGUUCAUUACACCACAAAGAAGCAGUGCAGCGAAUCAAAUCGAGCAAAGUACAAUCGAAACGAUUUUUGGUCUGUUCCGUUUCGUUCCGGAUAGUGACAUGGACCGUCGCUCUUCUCACAGUAACAGCAACCAGAAAAGAGGAACAUUCGGUUUCUGUUUCAUCGAGUCACUGUUCUUGCUGCUGCUGCUGCUCCUGUUGCUCCGUACCACCAUUGCAGCACAGUGCGCAAUGCCGCUGUCGUUUGUUUGCAACCGCACACACACCGCCGCAAUCAGAACCCUGCGAUCGUUUUCCACCACCGCCGUAAACGCAAACCCCAAAGCCAGAACAAACAAUAUGCCGAAGCGAAAAGCCGGUCCGAAGUUCUACGCCGUCGCUUCCGGUCGGAUCCCAGGAAUUUAUACGACCUGGGCCGAGUGUCAGACCCAGGUCAAGGGAUUUUCCAACGCAAAGUUCAAGAGCUUUGGCACCGUUGAGGAGGCCGAGUCCUUUGUGAAAAAAGAAAACCCGAACGCCGGUGAAAAAACGCAUCGAAAACCUCAGGGAUCCGUUGGUGCUUUGGUGUCAGAGAAGGCGACCUCCGUAAAGAAGCAAAAGCACAACCUCGGCAAGCCCUCGUCGUCCUUUGCCGGAUACGUUGCUCGAAACAUGGAGCGCUCGGAAGUCCGAGCCGAUCCCACCCUCAAGAGAUUCGUCGAAGCCGAGAUCGAUAAGAUUCUUUUCUCGGAGCAGCACACCGACGCCGCCGGUACGGACUGGAGCAUCGUGCCCCUGGUGCCCCUCCCCGCGACCGACCCUCCCGCGACCGAAUUCGAGAAAGGAUCACGAACCGUCGGCUCCAGCUGCAACUCCGACCCCGACAGCGACGGCGACAACCUCGCCCGGACUCCUCCACCCCACAAGCUGUCCUUCCACGUCAUGUUCGACGGUGGAUCUCGCGGGAAUCCCCACGGGCACGCCGGAGCCGGAACCUACGUUGUCACGCGAUCCUAUUCCCGCUCCGGACCACAAAGCGAGGAACCCGACAACGCUGCAGCAAAGGGGGCACGCAAAACACCAAAGACGACGAGACCAAAGGAAAGCCUUGCCGAGGAACGGGCAAACAUCCGGACGUAUCUGGGGAUGGGAGAGCUCACCAACAACCAAGCGGAAUACCAGGGUCUCUUGACCGGGCUGGAAUACGUUUCGGAAGCGCUGAAGCGGGUCGACCGGCUCGCCUCCGUCGAGCUCCUCGUCCAGGGCGAUUCGGACCUGAUCCUCAAGCAGGUCAGGGGCGAGUACGCGUGCAAGAGCCCAAAGCUCAGGCCCUAUCAUUCCCGGGCGGUUGCGCUGAUCGAGGACCUUUCGAGGGACUGCCGAAGACGGCUCGGGUGCGCCCCCGAGAUCGCCCUGGAGCACGUCUACCGCAACCACAACGAGGUCGCGGACGCGCUCGCCAACGACGCCAUGGACGCCCGGAGGAGCUGGACGACCACUACCACGAAGAAGACCGGGGCGACCGCUCCCGGAGAGAAGACGACGAACGACCAAACCGUCGAUGGAAGGGGGCCGGGGAACGACGACGGGGCCAUUGAGGUGUAAACUAUAGAAUGCAUUGCAACAACAAAAAAGAAAGUACUGUACUAGACUGCAACGCAGGAAUGCAAUGCCGUGAUGCGGCCGCAAUGCAACAAGAGUACAACAAGUGUGCGACACGAUGGCAUGGCGCUUCUGUAUUUGUGUUGCGAACACCGAAAAGACGAAUGCCUUUCCACAGUUGGAAGAAAUUGCCUCCGGGACGAUUUUACACGUUUU